AUGCUCUCCGCUCAAGCUGCUGGUGUAAAAGGGACGACGUCGUCGACAACAACGACGACUACGACGGGCAGGAAAAAACCGCCCGGGAUCGGUCUCAAGUCUCUGCACCUCGCUGACAUCGAAGAGCACCUGGGCGAAAGCCCGCUCAACCUGUGCUCGCCGAAUGAGGCCUCGAGUCUGAGCAGCGAGCGCCUCCGACUGGUGAUGAAGCACUCGAAGCACAAAAAGAUGAUCAAGAAGAUCAUUCCCUCGAUGCCCGCGUCGGAGCACCACCAGCUGUCCGCGUCCCUGGACGGACACUUACUUCCUUCGCAAAGUAAGCCGCUCGGAGCCGGGGGGGACUUGUUACUUUCCGCGCCCAGCAGCAGCCGCUCGGUGGUGUCGAACAGCAGCUCCAACGUGGGCGAGUUGGGCGGACGCUUUGCUCUCGGGGCGAAUGCGCUGCUGGAUUCCAGUAUGGAAAAUGACAAUUUUAGUCGGUUCAUUUCCAUUCUCUCCACGAAGCUCGAUGAGGAGGAGGAGAGCCGGCGUCGCAUCGAGGACGAGUUGUACGACAUUCAGAAGUCAGCGUUGGACAAGCGCGCAAAGGCCAAGAUCGAGGAGAUCCAGCAGAGCAGCGUGUUCCGGUCCCCGCGGUGGGUGGAGCGCAAGAUGAAGAGCAUUCGCACCCAGGCGGACCGCUUGCGGACGGACCUGGAGAGGCAGCAGGCGGAAGCAAAAGCCUCUCACGCGAAGAGGCGGCUAGAGUUCAACGACCUGGAGCAGCAAAUGAACAAGUUCCAGGCGUCGACGUCUUUGCGCAUCAAGGCGGACUCGUCGAAGCGAACUUCUUCUUCCUCCCCCGUCGGGACGACCGCGGGCAAACUCACGACCAGCUUGAGCGCCGCGGCAGCGUUGAGCUCGGCAGCUGCGGCGGCGGCCACACCGACGGAGCAGCAAGCGCCGGCCUCUACGCCGCCGGAUGAUCCACCCAAUGAGCUGCAGAUCCCGAUUACCAGCAGCUCGCCCGCGGGAUCUGUCGCCACGCACGUCGUGAUGACGCCGGGGACCGCGACGCAGCGAUCGAAGCUCAAGCCACGGACGACACAGCAGGACGACGCAAUCUCGUCCGCGUCCAGCACGUCAUCGCACUCAGAAGCGCAGAUCGAGGUCCGACUAGGUCGCUUCGUGGACCACGCGCCAGAGAAAACCGCCGACACACCAACAACGCCCGCCGGGCAGCUGCCUGUGGUAUGAUGAAGAUUGACGAAAAAAUACAAAUAAAAAUAUUCGAGUUAGUCGCUUGUAUGUUUUGAUCGACAUGAGCAUGACUACUGCUGCUCUUCGAUAACGAUAAAGAAACUAGAUGAUGAUGAACUCCAAGCAGCUAUUGUGAUAUCCUCACACACUUCUUGCAAAAUCAGGCCCGCCUGAGCAGGGGAUCUAGUCGACAGGAAUCUCCCUCGGAUGCCGUUGACGAGGACCUGUUGAACAAAGCGCUGGGUGCCAUAUCCUCAGACAGCACCCCCGCGCUCUCGGACUCCGAGGCGAAAAAGGACAAGUCCUCAGCGCCGGACGCAGUUGCGCCCGGAUUGAGCAAAGCCAGCAGCAGCUCCGCAAAAGACCGAAGUUCGGUGCCAGAGGCUGAGGUACUUACUACAGAAUCAGAAAUAUUGCAGAGGGACUGAAUCCGCCAUGGCCAAGGCCAUGCCAUCAGAAGAUCUAGGUGCGGGGCUGCGCAAGAACUUGCUCGCUGCUCUUGUCUACGUUGAUCUUCCUUGCAAAUGUUGCUUUUCUUGAAGAAGAAGAAAAUCCAAAAUGACAAUGAGAUUGUUUGAAAAUAAACCUGCAGGGUGUCUCCAAGGAGGCGUCGCCGGCGGCAGAAGAGGUCGAGUCUGACGUAAUUGAAGAAGACAUAAGUGUAGACGACGCGUACGACGAACCUCUUGUGUCCAGGGUCGUCGUCUUGGAGGAGCCCGCAAUUCCCGAACAGCAAACCACAGCCCCGCAGCAACCCUCACCCACCGGAUCAUCGCCGCCCGCAGCGCGACCAGUCGAACAAGCCCGCACCUCUGCCACGGCAGCGCUGAUCGCCGGCAUGGCGAGCGAAGACGAAAUUUCCAUAAAGGAGCUGGACGUGAGCGGGGACCUUGGCUAUCACGAAAACAACGCGGACCUGUGGGAGGAGGUCACCAGUCCGCUGAAGCAGGAGCAGACGAGCAGUUCCGACAACGAGCAAGGGCUGGUCGACCGCCCGCAGGGGAGCUUGGGGAAGCCGUUCGAUGACUACCCGGCGAUCGAGAGCGACAGCUCGCAUCUGAUGAACAACAUGGAUUCCUCCACCGCAACUGUGGUGACGGUGCUGCAGCCGGUGCCCUCGCGCGACCGCAGGACUUUGCGGGACAUGCUGGGGCCGCUGGGUGGGGAUUCGACUUCGAGCUCCUCCUCCGAGGACAUUCUGUCCGCGCGGGCGCGGGGCUCUGCGGAAGUAGUCGGAGUCGAGUUGCAGUUACCAGAAGACCACAGUGCGGAAAUCUCGUCCAGUAGGAGGUCGACCCCCCCUGCUGCGACAGGUGGAGAAAGCCCGCCGGCCGACCGGCUCGCAGCCUGCAUCGAGGACGUCGUGCGGGACAUCUACGAACAAGUGUGGCAGGACGUGGAUCGUACGAACGUUUUGAAAAGCUUGUGCUUGUCGUCGUCAUCUCCAGCUGGAACGAGCACGAUUUUGAGUCACCCGCAGCUUCACCAGCCAAUAAGUACGGACAUGUUGUCCCUGCAGGCCCAGGCCACGGCGUCUUCGCAAAUUUUAGGACAUCCAUUCCUGUCCAGUGCAGAACAGGAACACCAAGCGUCUUUGGUACAACAGCAGCACUUCCAGCAAGAGGAGGAUCCGUCUAGCUAUUCGCCUCGCAGACGGACGGUGCACGACGUGAAAAACCUGGUCAGUGAGUUUGUUGACGCAGUGCGGGAGUUACACGAAAACUACCCGGACAGUAGCAUGUACAUGCCUGCGGACCUCACGAAGUUUCUCACCGCGGACGACUUGACGGAGCGGCUGGAGCAGAAAUUCCCCGCACUCUUUCGCAAACUCUGUUGUAGCUUGAGUGCAAACAUCAGCUUGACGGGCGGGGCGAUUGAAAUUUUGAAGCCCAGCGGCGCUGCGGCUUCCGGAGCCGAGCCGCUAUCCGCGGAGGAAGAGAUGUUCCCGCAGCUCAACUGCCUGGAGUUGUUGGUUGACACGUUCUACGAGCUGGCGCGCGACCAGAAGUACGUGCGCGAGCAAUUGCUCGACCGACAGCAGUCGCAACGCUGGAAAACCGGCGUCGGCGUGUCGCCCCUCUAUUCCCUGAAAAUGCAGAACCAGAAACCGCCGACCUGGCAACAGUUCACGCAAUUGCUGUGCGACGAGUGCCUGCGCUUCUGCAUCAACGCGCCACACUUGGGGAACCAGGGAAAUACUGGCGGUACUUUCAUCUGAUGACUUUGUAUGACGUCCAUACGUAGAUUCAAUCUUCGUUUCUGGGGGGUUCUCUUUUCAAAGUCGGACGACAGCACGCUACAUUUUUCGAGAUUGUGAAAUUUUUGUUUUUCUCGAAAUCGAAAACAUCAUCAACAGCGCGCGACGAUACGACUGUGGAGUACCAUUUUCCGAUGCAAGAGGAAGACCUGGAUCGCCUGCUAUUUGCCGAGAUCAAGGAGGAGGAGAAGAACUGGCUGCACGUGGACACAGAGAUUGUGCAAGUGAAGCACCAGCUGGCGGACGACUUAUUCGAAGACUUGUUGGGCGAAUGCGUUCUAGAUCUCGUGCGCAUCUUCAAGGGACCAGAGGAACUCAUCCCGGCCCAGGAGUCGAGUUCCGCCGGUGCUGACUCCCUGUCCAUUUCCAGGCUCAACAUCAACUGA
Molecule: messenger RNA, 3882 nt
Organism: Amoebophrya sp. A120
Lineage: Eukaryota; Dinophyceae; Syndiniales; Amoebophryaceae
Source: the annotation of a GenBank genome assembly